AUGGUUGAUUUAUCCAACUACCAGCGGUUAGAGAAAGUGGGUGAGGGCACGUAUGGAGUUGUUUAUAAGGCGCUUGACACGAGACACAACAACCGAGUUGUUGCAUUGAAGAAGAUCCGUCUUGAGAGCGAAGACGAGGGAGUGCCAUCGACUGCUAUCCGCGAGAUCUCGUUAUUGAAAGAGCUCAGGGACGAGAACACGGUCAGGCUAUACGAUAUUAUCCACUCGGAUUCGCACAAGUUGUACUUGGUGUUUGAGUUCUUGGACUUGGAUUUGAAGAAGUACAUGGAGUCCAUACCGCAAGGCGUUGGCCUAGGUGCCGAUAUGAUCAAGAAGUUCUUGAUGCAGCUGGUGAAGGGCACAGCCUAUUGCCACGGCCAUCGUAUUCUCCAUAGAGACUUGAAGCCUCAGAACUUGUUGAUCGACAAGGAAGGUAAUUUGAAGUUGGCCGAUUUUGGUCUAGCGAGAGGGUUUGGUGUUCCCUUGAGAUCCUAUACCCAUGAAGUUGUGACACUCUGGUACAGAGCCCCAGAGAUCUUGCUAGGUGGCAAGCAAUACUCGACAGGUGUCGAUAUCUGGUCUAUAGGCUGCAUAUUUGCAGAGAUGGUUAACCGUAAGCCGCUAUUUGCAGGUGAUUCCGAGAUUGACCAGAUCUUUAGAAUCUUUAGAAUCCUAGGUACACCGACCGAGGAGGUUUGGCCAGACGUUACAUAUCUACCGGAUUUCAAACCAACCUUCCCUAAAUGGUCAAAGAAGAACUUACAAGAUACCGUGCCAACGUUGGACCCUGCGGGUGUUGAUCUAUUGGAGCAGAUGUUGGUUUACGACCCAGCUGGUCGUAUAAGUGCUAAACGUGCUCUAUUACAUGAAUAUUUCCAAGAAGAUCCUUCCCAAACGCAACAGUAUCGUCAACAGGCUACAGUACCACUUGGUGCAUCAAUCUAUACUUAG
Messenger RNA from Williopsis jadinii, 951 nucleotides. It is a transcript of the gene CDC28, whose product is annotated as cyclin-dependent serine/threonine-protein kinase CDC28. NCBI's taxonomy places the organism in Eukaryota, Fungi, Ascomycota, Saccharomycetes, Phaffomycetales, Wickerhamomycetaceae. The coding region runs from base 1 to 951 and encodes 316 amino acids. Gene Ontology annotation, cellular component: cyclin-dependent protein kinase holoenzyme complex; nucleus; cytoplasm. Gene Ontology annotation, biological process: G1/S transition of mitotic cell cycle; regulation of G2/M transition of mitotic cell cycle; regulation of gene expression. Gene Ontology annotation, molecular function: cyclin-dependent protein serine/threonine kinase activity; ATP binding; cyclin binding. The record is from RefSeq and is a predicted model, not a curated record. The transcript has a single exon.